GCCGGGUUGCGAUUGACGUCAACGGGCAAACACGCUGAAUAGAUUUUAGUCAGAACACUGCAGAGGAGUGUACACAGUAGAGGCACACGCAUCUCUUACUUACAGCAACGGCAGAGCCUGGAGAAUCGAGGUAGAGGUGUUCCGGUUUAUCUGACAGAGAACACGUUACUGGCAAGGGGAACUAACAACACUGAGAACCCGGAACAAAAGCGCUGCUGAAAUUUUAGGUAAAGAAUACACGCAUUUCUGUAGCAGUGCUGCAGGACAGAGCGACGCUGUUUGGGAGCUAAGCAUGGCUAUAUAAAAAUUGACAAUCCAGAGAAGACCUCUGCUCCCUUUGGAACAUACAUAAAAAAAUAAACAACGCCAACAUGGCAUCCUCCAAGAGUGGUUACGAAGGGAAGAUAGCUGGCCUGUAUGACCUCGACCGGACGUUGGGUAAAGGUCACUUCGCCGUGGUCAAGCUGGCUCGCCACGUCUUCACAGGUCAGCUGGUGGCAGUCAAGGUCAUCGAUAAAACCAAACUGGACAGCAUGGCGGCUGGGCACCUACUCCAGGAGGUGCGCUGUAUGAAGCUGGUGCAGCACCCCAAUGUGGUUCGCCUGUACGAAGUUAUCGACACGCAGACCAAGCUCUACCUGAUUCUGGAACUGGGCGAUGGUGGCGACAUGUACGAUUACAUCAUGCGUCACGAGGGGGGAGUCUCUGAAGACCUGGCCAAAGUGCACUUUGCUCAGAUCGUGUGCGCCAUCUCCUACUGCCACCGGCUCCACGUGGUUCACCGGGACCUCAAGCCCGAGAACGUGGUCUUCUUUCGGCAGCAGGGGACGGUCAAGCUGACUGACUUUGGGUUCAGUAACCGUUUUCAGCCUGGCACCAUGUUGAUGACCAGCUGUGGCUCUCUGGCCUACUCUGCACCCGAGAUCCUGCUGGGAGAGGAGUACGACGCACCCGCUGUGGAUGUCUGGAGCCUGGGGGUGAUUCUUUACAUGCUGGUGUGCGGACAGCCACCUUUCCAGGAGGCCAAUGACAGCGAGACUCUAAUCAUGAUCAUGGAUUGCCGGUACACAGUUCCUGCGCGCAUCUCCCCAGAGUGCAAAGAUCUGAUCUCACGCAUGCUUCAGCGGGACCCCCUGAAGCGAGCAUCGCUGGAGGAGAUCGAGAGUCACCCAUGGCUCAAUGGGGUGGACCCUUUGCCCACCAGCCGCACCACCGUCCCUCUCACCUCCUACAAGAGCAUCUCCGAGGAGGAGCACGAGAUCAUCAUCCAGGCCAUGACCUGCGGCCACAUCGCUGACCGGGACACCAUCCAGGAAGCUCUGGAGGCUGAUCGGUAUAACCACAUAACUGCCACAUACUUUCUUCUGGCUGAGAGGAUCCUCCGGGAAAAGCAAGAUCGACCAGGACAGACCCCGAGUGCAGAGUGCAACUGGGCAGAACCAGGUCAAAACAGACGGCCUCUCUCUGAACCCCUGGAUUUGGGAAGACCGCGGGAGCUGACUGGUGGAGUGUCGAUGUUGUCAUCUUCGGAGAUCCCAGACUCGGCUGUUGGGCCCUACAAGGACUUCACUGAGCAAACUGAAACUGACAGCAGGAAGUCCUUGACAAUCCCCAUCAACAGGGAAGAGGACAACCCUCUCAGUGGUCAUGGAGUCGGGCAGCAAAUGGGACUGUUCUUACGGUCAAGUGGGUCAGGGGAGCUGUCUUCUGGGAGAAACAUCUGUGCCCUGCAGCAGAUCUGUGAGGAGGAGGAAGAGGAAGAGGAGGAGGAAGCAACAUCAGUUGCAUUGCCAGAUUUGAACUGCAAGGCCCAUAAUCAGAAUUUGGGUUGUGCUCCUCUGAACAACCAAGAGCAAACAGAAGGAGCAAAACACUUAGUUUGUGGAGAAUUAAGAUUCUGUCCUCGCUCUAAAGAAUGCAACAAAAAUACAAGUUCUGUGGAAGGGCUAGGAGAUAUUUUUGAGGAGCAAGAUGAUAUGGAAGGAAGCCAGGGUCUAGAGGGCAAGGAAGAACUGGAGCAAGACAGACAUCUUCUAAAAAACAGAAGUGAUCAAGGUGGUCUGAAUGUAGAAAGCAACGAAGCACUACACCAUAACAUUCUUGAAGGCAAAGAAGGUUUAGAAUUUCAGGAACUUAAAGGUUGCACAGGUCUGGAAGUUAAUGGGGAUCUAGGAAGCAAGCCAUGCCUUUAUGUUUAUACAUGUCUAGAGGGGCAGACAGUUAUUGAAGGAAACAAGCAUAUGGAAGAUAAAAGCCUGGAAAAGCAGAAUGUUCAAGAAGAACAUUUUCCAGAAAGUCGUAAAAAAGUAGGUGACCAUGAAAGUACUUGGGAACAACCAGAAGGCAAGAAUGGUUUAGAAAGCCAGAUCAUGUCAGCAGAAUGCCAGAAAAUUUUAGAAGACCCUGUUAGACAAUGUAAGGAAGUUGAAAAAGAUCAAGAUUUAGAGGAAAUCGGAGUGCAAGAACAACACAAUUUAGAGAGACAAGGUGUUUUAGACAAUCACAAAGUUCCAAAGGGUCGGAGCUCACAGAAUCCAGAGAACCAAAACUAUCCAAGCACAGAACGCAACAGUCUUGACAAAAGCAGCUGCAGUGAUUCUCAGACAGUUGUCGAAGUACAGAACGAGAAAACCCUAUCUAAUUGCAUUAGGAGUAGGACGCAGUGCUGCCAAGGAAAGCCCAAGGAGGCAAGCCCAGAGAAUGGAGAAGAACCCGUGAAGGAGCACAACAACAACACACCCAAGGUGGAGCAGAAAACCACAGCACCAUCUGGAUCACCGAAGACCUUCGUCAAGAACCAUUGUGUCGACACAGGUCCGGCUGCCCUUGAACUCCAAGUAAGUUCACUUACCAAAGACAACAUCUCUAUUCGGCCCCUGGACAGGGAGCGAUGGGGUCCCCAGGACAGGGAAGAUGGUGAGAGUUCUUGUUUCAAGAGCCCCAGGAGGGUCGCUGGGGGUAAAGAGUCCACUUUUUCCAGCCAGGGGGGCGUAUGCCUGGCAACUAGCUACGAAAUGGGUCCAGAGCCAAUGAUCAGGAUUGAUCCGGCCAAAAACAAGAAUGUGAAUCUGAGGGACCGGCUUCUACAGUUCCCUUUGUGCGAGAAAGCCCUUUCAUUUAAAAUCAAGCCCAGCUCGAAGGAAAGUCUGAUGCCAUUUGGACAGUUUAAUUGCUGCCAUGUACUAUAGACAGGGUCAGAGUGAUUCUGUAACUGGCCACAUGAGAUGGCCAAGGAUUGAGCAGGACAUCCAAAUUUUAUUUUAUUGUAUACUAUAGACAAAAUGGGAGUUAUCUCCAUGUGAGACUAUUUAGAAUUGUAUUGUAUUUUAUUUUAUUGUACACCAGAGGCUGAAAUAACUUCUGUCAAUCAUUUUCCUAGAUUGACUAGGAUGUACUGAUCUUAUUAUAGAAACUGGACUGACUUAACUAAUAUGCAGCUAUUUCUGAUUACUGUAUUUUAAUCCAUACUGUGAUAUAUUAGUUUUCAAAUCGGGAUAACUACUUGUGAAUGCAACUAUUUCAAUCAGUAGGGCUAAUUUUAUUUACAGAAAACCCUGCUUUAGCUUUUCUAACAUCAGCUGGCUGAAUGAUCUGUACUGAUGUAAAACUAACCAGGGAGUUUAACACUGCAUGCUAGGAAUGCUUGACUGGUCUGCCUUGCUUGAGGGAAUUCUUCAUCAGAGCCCUAAUCCUGCCUGAAGUUAGUUUCCAGGUCUGGCUUUAAGGGAUAGCUUCUUCAGUCACGAGGAAGAAAAGCAGUAGCUGAGAAUGCCCCACACCAGUGUUCAGGAAGCAGGCAACACUGACGGCCAGUAGUGACGUGUGGAAGCUGGUGGCUGUUCCAGCCCUACACCUUUAAGCGAUUUUCAGUGCAGUUGAGAUCAGAAGGGGAGAAACUGGGGCUAAAAACAUCCAUAAACUGUUAGUAGCUUGUUUCCAUUUUGGCACUGAUUCUGAUAGAUGCAUGAUCUAAUAAAGAUCUUGACAGCCGUUUUGAAGAUUGUUUUGAGAUAUGUAAAUUUCUUACCUCGACAUGACCUCCCGAUCUCCAUGUCGCUUGGGUCAAGAGAAAGAACCAGAUCCCUUUCCCAGAGAUCCUUUUUAUAAUCCUCAUUGGCACCAAAUACGUGCUCCUCCUCUAUAAAACCCCCCCGUACCCAAGUCAGGUUGUCCAAAUUUCUCCUGUGUUUGCUUGGGAAGGACUAACAUGUGUUCUGCUUUAUUAUUUUUGUUCAGGAAUAGUAUAGGGCUAGGAUUUUUUUCUACUUCAUUUUUCUGCUGCUAUGCCUUCCAUCUGUUUUAAGUGUGGUUCCCCACUUUCUCCAUCUUCUAACACAAAUUUAUGUCAGUCACACCAACUCACAAGGAAGUUUCUUCCCCUUUGUUGGGUCACCGUUCUGAUAAAGGUCAUUCUACACCCUCUACUUCUAAAAAAGGCAGGCAGCCCCAGAGAACAAGGUUCAGGUUUUUCUCCUCCAAGGAAAAGAACGAGAAAAUCCACACACUCCCGCAGCAGCAAGGAGAGAGACGUGCUGGUGAAAUCAGCGACCACCAUUACGGAGGCUCCAGCCACGGCUCAACCAUCCCCUCCGCAGCUACCAAUGCCUAAAGAUCUCUUUUUUUCAAUGGCUAAAGGAAUAUGAACAGUUAAAACAGGCUUAACCUUUACAGCCUGUAGCUCACACAGCAAGUUCUGGUACCGCUGCACCCGGAAGUACACAGAAGCAAUACCUGCUAGGUGCCCCCACCCUAGGAGAUGAUGAUGUCAUUGACUCCGCCCCCGAGGAGGACGUUUUUGAAUACACAGAUGCAGAUGCCGUACUGAGAAGGAUUUCAUCCUCUGUCAACGUACAAACCCAAACCCAGAUGAAGAGAAAUAGUCUCUCACCCCAACACAGUCUCUAAUCUUCCUGGGAGCACAGUUCUCAGGAAGAGUUUACCUCAGAGAGGACAGAGCUGCUACAAUCCAACAGUUUUUGGGGCACAUGGCAGCAUCAGUCUUCCUACUAAGAGACGCAGCGUUACAUAGGAGACGCACGCAAAGGUGCCUCCUUUCUUCUUGGAACCACACUCCCAGUGCAUCAGGGUCUCCCCAGGGGCAGCCACAGAAGCCAGAUGGUGGCAGCUUUCACCUCGGGUAUGUAUGGGGAGGCCGCUACCUCCACAUCCGUCUACAUACAGACGCCUCCCUGUUGGGAUGGGGAGCACACCUAGAAGUCACUCCGGUCCAGGGCACGUGGUCACCCAAACAGAAAUCUCGCCACAUAAAUUAUUUGGAGCUCUUAGCAAUCUCCCUGGCACUAAAGCACUUCACCCCAAUAUUGAAACAAAAAAACAGUACUGAUCAUCUUUUAAAGCCCAUUUAUUUGCCAUAACAUGUUAGUUGACUUACAGGUAAUAGGACCACCUAGUUGCAAAUGUGACACUUAAACUGGGUACUAUUAUUGUACAUGUAACACAGAAAAUGAAUCUUUAGGACCUAGUUUAAAAGUUUAGGACAACUGCAAAAGUGUAAGGAAUACAUUACUUUUAUAAAUUAAAUUAUAAUUAGUUAUAAUUAAAAAUUGUAAACUACUUUUAAGCCUCUAAGUAAAUUAUUAGCGAGUUCAUCCUUAAAGCUUUGAAUAGGGCCUUUUGUAGUUUUCACCUAUGGGUGAGAUUGGUGUUCGGUAUGUAAGUUAUCUGCUAUAUGCUGUAGUUACACAGUGGGGCUGCUGUAAGGUGUAUAGCCCCAGAGAUUACUCUAAGGGUCUGAAUUUCAAAUUCUGGUAUUCACUAAAUGAGGAGUUUGUUAACAGUCUCAGGUUGUUUUUGUUUUUUUAUUUGUUUUACAAUUGUACAUUUUGUUUUUAUUUUUCUCUUCAGAAAUAAAUGCGCUAAUAACAAUUUAGAGUAAAUAGCUUUGAGAGUCUAGCCCAAUAUGUAUAUCAAGUAUAUGGACACAACAAAUAAUUUGGUACAUUUUCGGUUUAUUUCAGUAGUGAAAUUGUGUAACUUGGCAAUCUUUAAAAUAUAGGCUCUGGGUAUCACUCCCUCCCUCCUGCUUGCUGCACUACUGUAACCUGGCUUUAAGUGCUGUUUGAUGCUCUGCUUUGACAUAUAUGUGACGGUAGAUUGGAAAACCUAACUAAAAUCUUGAUCUUUUGAGAUUCAUUUAUUUUUAUAUUUAUUUAUCAAAUAAUAUUUAACCAGAAAAACCUGAGUCGGAUGAGUGUCUUGUUUUAAUGAGCGUCCACAAAGAUGCACUUACCCUGAAGCAGACAAUUCAGAUACAUGCCUUCAUCCCUAGGGCGGUUCACGGUGUAGUUUUUCUACAUGUUCACGUUCAAAAUUCAGACAAGUAUUCAAAUAUUCGUUCAUUUACAAAACAUAAUCAAAGCCAUUCUAUGUAACACUGUAUUACAGUAAAAUAUAUAUAUAUAUAUAUAUAUAUAUA
Molecule: messenger RNA, 6436 nt
Organism: Acipenser ruthenus (sterlet)
Lineage: Eukaryota; Metazoa; Chordata; Actinopteri; Acipenseriformes; Acipenseridae
Product: maternal embryonic leucine zipper kinase-like
Exons: 6
Coding region: 372-3188 (938 amino acids)
Biological process (GO): protein phosphorylation; intracellular signal transduction; microtubule cytoskeleton organization
Cellular component (GO): cytoplasm
Molecular function (GO): tau-protein kinase activity; ATP binding; protein serine/threonine kinase activity
Source: RefSeq, a predicted model, not a curated record